ACACGGACUCGAAACUCGUUGCACAACUGAGGCUAAACUGUCAUGUAGCUAGCCUUGCCGGUUGAAGAUGCUAGUCAUGUUUCUAUGGCAUUUUAAAUAAAUGAAGAAAUAUAUAUGUGUAAUUUAGUGUAGAUCUGACUGGCAGCUCCUGCGUUGUCUAUGCGCCAAUGUUUAUCACAGAAUGCAAGCGGCAGAGGCGCCAAAAAUGACAGAAAGAGUUUGUGUCCUGUGACUCAGCAUCUGUUUAGCCAUGGAGAAGCCCUGGAGGCUGUGGGCCACAAUAGAGCACUGCACCCUGUUUCUGGUAUCCUGGUCCUGGGGUGCCUGUCGCGUUUCCCUUCUCGCCCUCAUCCUCACCUUCCAUCUCUAUGGCGGAUUUUUCCUUCUUGCUCUCAUCCUGGCAUCUGUAGCGGGAAUCCUGUACAAGUUUCAGGAUGUUCUUCUCUACUUCCCUGACCAGCCCUCCUCCUCUCGCCUUUACGUUCCAAUGCCAACUGGAAUCCCACAUGAGAAUGUUUACAUUCGCACCAAAGAUGGGGUGAAGUUGAACCUCAUUCUGCUUCGUUACACCGGAGGGGACACUCUUCCUGGAGUUGGCCCUGGUAAUCAAAAUAGCCCGACAUCCUCAGCUCCACCUACAAUCCUUUACUUUCAUGGCAAUGCAGGAAACAUUGGUCACAGGGUACCAAACGCCCUUCUGAUGCUGGUUAAUCUGAAAGCAAACAUUGUUCUGGUGGAUUAUCGUGGUUAUGGAAAAAGCGAAGGAGAGCCAAGUGAGGAUGGACUGUACCUGGAUGCAGAGGCUACUUUGGAUUACAUCAUGACCCGACCUGAUGUGGACAAGACAAAGGUUGUGCUUUUUGGAAGAUCGCUAGGUGGAGCUGUUGCUGUGCGCUUGGCCUCGGUCAACCCUCACCGUGUCUCAGCCGUUAUCGUCGAAAACACCUUCCUCAGCAUCCCACACAUGGCGGCGACGCUCUUCUCCUUCCUGCCCAUACGGCUGCUGCCCCUGUGGUGCUACAGGAAUCAGUUCCUGACUUACCGGCAGGUGGUGCUGUGCCGCAUGCCUUCACUGUUUGUCUCCGGUUUGUCCGACCAGCUCAUUCCACCAGUUAUGAUGAAGCAACUGUACGAGCUGUCUCCCGCACGGACUAAGCGUCUCGCCAUCUUUCCAGAGGGCACGCAUAAUGACACAUGGCAGUGUCAGGGCUACUUUGCUGCAUUGGAGCAGUUCAUAAAAGACCUGCUGAAGAGCCACGCCCAUGAGGAGAACGCCCAGCCUUCAGCUAGUGUCACUAUCAUCUGAAUCCUAAUGUGACUGUAUUGUGGGAAAGAAGAUUUGUUGGGGGAUGGGUUCUUUUUUUUUUUUGAAAGAAUGUACAUUUUUGCAUUUGUUUUUUUGUGCAUAAUUUGACCUUCAAGAAAACUAAAUUCAAGCCUCCCUUUGGAGCACUUGUUUUGUUGCUGCGGUUAAUGCUUGUAUUUAUUGCCUUUCUGUAUGAAGCUGCAAACACGCUCCUCCUCAAAAUGUCUCAAUCACGUCGGGAUUUGUGGAAUAAAGUUUGCUAAAAUCAUACGGGUUUCAAUGAACAGCCUCCUAUAUUGUGGCAAGUUUAUAGAGAUUGAAAGGAAAUUGAUUAUUAUGUGACUCAAGCAAAUUGACUUAAUGAAUCCAAACGGAAUAUGUGAGCGUACUGUAAAUAAAUGUAACUGGUGAGACUUUGCACUUUUCUUUUUGGUUUAUUCCAAAUGUUUCUGAGCAAUACAGAGGAGCACAUGGAGGUAUAUUUAUUUAUUUUUUCCCUUUAAUGCAACUAACAAUGCGGUCGCAGGACUGCAGCUGCUUGGCAUAUAAUGAAAAUAAAUAUUUCUGUUCGAUUUUAACAAAAAAAAAGAUGAAGGUAAAACCUAUUUACAAUCAAACAUUGUGUUGAAAUGAUUGUGCUGAAAGCCCUCUGUUGUCGGUGCCUGUACAGUGUUUUCUUUUUUUUUUAUUAAGUUCCUUCGUAUAAAGAAAUUAUUGCAACUUUUGUUUGCUUUAAGUCGACCAUUGAGAUCUACAACACUGGAAUUUGUGCUGAAAGUGUAAAAACUGGCCCGUUCUUCUAAAAUAAAAAACAGUUGUAGGGCUAAAAUCGCAAAACUUAUUCAAUAAGAAAAAAAAAAAACUUCAAAGCUGUGUUAACAAACAAAAGUGAAGGGUUACUUAAGGUGAUUGUGGUGGAAAAUAUUUUUUAGAUUAAAAAAAAAAAGAGGAAAAGAAACUUCAUGAGGAUGAGAGCUCCAUGGAAAUGUAGAAACAAACAAAACAAACGAAGCUUUUUGUUAAAUUCUGAUUCUGCUGAAGAGGGAAUUCCGGCCAGAUUACUUAGAGAAAUGCAGUUGACAUCGUCGGAAAAUUUCAAAUCGGUUUGUGACGGUUUAAGAGGAAAAUGUGAGCCUUUUUAUUGGAUUGCUGUUUUUUUUCUCCUAGCUUUUCUCAUCAUUGUUGCUGGCAUUAAUUGAAGGUUUCCUUCUCUCUGUGCUUUUGUGGCUAAACAACUUUACUCUCUUUAACGAGCUAAUGAACCCUCUUUCUGCUCGUUUUCCAUGAGAUGGGGCGGAGCUUAAUGAGAAUUUAAAAAAUAAAACUCAUUUUUAAACGCAGCAUGCUGCACUGCAGAGGUUUGAAAGCCAUUUGAUUACUGAUCUCUUUAGCCAUAAUUAACAAGAAGAGAAUAAAAAAAAACGACAGUUUGUGUUGUUCUGAGUUGGCAAAAAGACCACUGUGAAUGUGAGUGGUGUUUUUUUAUGAACGUCGCUCGACUAAAGUUGUGUUUCAAGUCCUUUCUUCAUCCGUGCAACUUCCUGCCACUGACAGCACUGAAGAGUUUCAUACUUUUUUGUAUCAAUCCACCCUCCUGAGCACUGAAUGCAGUCAGGGUUCAACAUUGUGAAUAUGUUCGUAUAAAGUUUUGUAAGAUGCAAUUUUUGCUGAGUUAUUGUUAAGAAUUGUCAUCUUCUGACACACUUUUUGAUGAUUUGAAACUGAAUGUGUUCAUUUUUUCUAUGACAAAACACUUCAGCAGGUCAGAUGCAGACACACUGGAUUGUAUCCGCUUCCCUGUGAGUGGAUUUGAAUCACAAAUGUUGCAUAAUCUGUCUUUUUUCUUUUUUUUUUUUCUGAACUGGCAUGCGGUGGUUGCAAACUUCUGUAAAGAACCUGCACAUUUGUGCUUUUUUUGGCAUGUAUAUUCACCUUUUUUUAAUCAUCUGUUAGAUGGUUGAACUGAUUUUCCCCCUGUGCUUCUUUUUCUAUUUCAGAACUCUAUCAAGUUCUUGUGUAAGCACACAUUUUCCCUUUCUAUUUUCUGUGCGUUAACACAUAAUAAAAGUUAAACCAAACCGUA
Molecule: messenger RNA, 3389 nt
Organism: Oryzias latipes (Japanese medaka)
Lineage: Eukaryota; Metazoa; Chordata; Actinopteri; Beloniformes; Adrianichthyidae
Gene: abhd13
Product: abhydrolase domain containing 13
Cellular component (GO): membrane
Molecular function (GO): palmitoyl-(protein) hydrolase activity
Source: RefSeq, a predicted model, not a curated record